Pocillopora verrucosa is the source of this 4170-nucleotide messenger RNA. The record is from RefSeq and is a predicted model, not a curated record. Lineage: Eukaryota; Metazoa; Cnidaria; Anthozoa; Scleractinia; Pocilloporidae.
AUGGCGAAACGAAAGUUUGACGAAGUGGAAUAUGGGGAUGAUGGUAUUUCGGAUGACUUAUUAAACGAAAUUGGAGAAGUCUUUGAAAAUCAAUAUGGCAACGAUGUGACAGACUCGCAAAUGGUUCAAUUUGGUCGUGAAUUGGAUCAACAACAAUUAGAUGCCCUCGACAUUGGUUUGGAUGAACACCCUGAGCAAAUUGGUGGUGGUAUGCCCUUGUUUGAAUUUGAUUUUCAAAAAUUUGGUCUCCCCAAGCGGUGGAAGAAAUCAGCGGCGAAUCAACAAAGAUAUCGCGCCACAUUAAAACAGAGGCGUAACCCAACAAAGAACGAUAAUGUGGGAAAAGAAGUCACGGAGGCUUUAGUCAGAUCGAUGAAAGAAACACUCCAUCGCAAAAAAGUUACCGACCAGUGGCAAAACAAAACAUUGAAAGAUACAGAUGAAGUGUUUUUAAACUUUAAAGCCGAGAAAUUUGACCACCAUGUACAAACACAACGCUUUACUGUCGGUGAAAUCAUGAAUGGAAAUGGCGAAGAGCGAUUUGGUGCAUAUAUGAACCAACUGGCCAAUCAACUUAACUCGAAUGAAUCUUUUAGCCCUGAGGAUAAGUUCGCCGUCGACCUCACCAUCGUGCCAAAACCAAAGGAAGGUGGUAAAUCUAAAUUAACAAAGGGAAGACAUAAUAUUGAAGAUGUUCUCCACAACAAACAAUGUGUGUUACCGAUUAAAAAUUCAGAAGACAACCUUUGCCUUGCAAGAGCCAUUUGUCUAACAAAAGCCCACUUGCAUAAAGACGAUGGUGUAGAGGGAAAGCGUUACUAUAAGAAUCUUGGAAAUAAUCCGAAUGUGCUCACCCGAUGCGCCAAAUUCAUUCACAAGCAAGCUGGUGUGCCCGAAGGCUCUUGUGGGCGUGCCGAAUUAGAAAAGUUUCAACAGUACCUGGCGCCCGACUACCAGUUGAAAGUGAUGACCACAUGCUAUCCAUAUUGCAUUACGUUUCAAGGAAACGUGGAAUCGCCAAAGUACAUCAUCCGCCUCCUGUAUCAACCAGAGUACGAAAGCGAUAUGGGUCAUUACCAUGGAUGUACGUCUUACCUCGGAUUCCUGGAAAGAUCGUAUUUUUGUGACACGUGCAACAAAGGCUUUGACCAUGACGACUUCCGCAACCACCCAUGCGAGGGCCGUCGCUGUAAAGCAUGCAAGCAGACCGAAUGUGGUACAAAACCUCACGAACCCUCUCUCCACUGCUCAGCCUGCAACCGCCAUUUUUACAGUCAGAACUGCCUCGCCUUACACCGCGCAAAAAACAUCUGCAUGACCCUAGUACGAUGCGGUAACUGUUGCAAACAAUUUCAGCCAGACCCCCAACAGCUGCACCGUUGUUACUUUGGAAAAUGCUCUAACUGUAAGGAGUACGUGGACCUUAGAGAACACAAAUGCUACAUUCAACCCAUCCCUGAACAAGAAGAUUCACCCAAACGGAAAACGAAAGCCAAAAUCAAGAAGCAUUUAAAAAUAAACCCCGAGGCAUCCGUGUACGAAGAACCAUCCAUCUUCGUCUACGCGGACUAUGAAGCCAUGAUCAGCGAAGACGGAACACACCUACCCAUUUGCGUCUGCGCUCAAACUUCCGAAAACAACACCUCCUACACGUUUUAUGGCGACGAUUGCAGUAAACAGUUUCUGGAAUUCUUGACGAACCUUACCGAAGAUCAGUACAAAGAACCGCGUGAAGUCAUCUGCAUAUUCCAUAAUUUAAAAGGGUAUGAUUCCAUUUUCAUACAGCAUCAGCUUGUGAUAGAAGGAAGAAAAUUCGAUUUGAUGAUUCCUAACGGCACAAAGAUGAUUUCUCUGGAAGCUGGUAAAAUCACAUUUAAAGAUUCCAUGGCUUUUCUUCCCAUGGCUCUGUCUGCAUUUACCGACACCUUUGGUCUCACCGAGUUGAAAAAAGGCUUCUUCCCACACAAGUUUCAUACGCAAGAAAAUCGAAGUUAUGUGGGUCCGUUACCUGAAGUUUCUUACUAUGAUCCGGAGGGAAUGUCGAGUAAGAAAAAAGAAGAAUUCGAAGUGUGGUAUAGAGAAGAAGCAGCCAAACAACACCCAUUUGAUCUCAAAGAAGAACUGCUUGCAUACUGUCACUCAGAUGUUGCGUUACUGAAAGCUGGAUGUCACAAAUUCAUCCAAGAAUUUAAAAGCAUCGCCGGUUUCAAUCCUAUGGAAAAAUGCGUUACGAUCGCCGCAGCGUGUAACCGUUAUUGGAGGAGGAAACAUUUACCCUUAGAUCUCAUAGCAGUAGAACCUUCAUCGGGGUGGCGAGGUGCCCGUAUGAAUCACUCCAAAGCAUCUUUGGAAUGGUUGAUGUGGCAAGAAUACAAUACCGGAAGUCGAAUUCAGCACGCACGUAACGGUGGAGAGUAUCGUAUCCCUGUUGGCCCUACCUCGUACUUCGUGGAUGGUUACGAUGCACAGACCCGCACAGUCUACGAAUUUUACGGAUGCCUCUAUCAUGGUUGUCGUACCUGUUACACCAAUCGCAAACAAAUUCCGUUCUGUUCCAAUGGGUUGACCGUAGAAGCCUUACGCCAACAGACCAGUCAGAAAAUUCAAAAACUCCGCGGUAAAGGGUAUCGAGUGGUGGAAAUCUGGGGGUGUGAAUGGGAGAAAGAGAAGAAAGAAACACCAGCCAUUACCGAAUUUCUAAAAGAUUUGGAUAUCGUCCCUCCUUUGAACCCAAGAGAAGGUUUUUACGGUGGUAGAACGGGCGCCGCCUGCCUGUACCAUAAAGUAAAUGAAGAAGAAAGAGAAGAAAUCCGCUACAUCGACGUAACGUCUGAGUACCCCUACGUAAACAAGUAUGGUACGUACCCUGUAGGCCACCCGGACAUCUAUUUGGAACCAGAGAAUCAAGACCCUAGAAGUUACUUUGGCUUGAUGACUGUGGACAUCACACCACCCGCUGACAUGUAUAACCCAGUCUUACCUUACCGUCAUAAAAUUGGAAACUCCUACAAGCUGACCUUCCCGUUAUGCCGUAAGUGUGUAGAAAUAGAGACACAGAAAGAACACAUGCUGGAACGCGACUAUCACUGCCCACACAGUGAUGAAGAACGAAUGUUACGAGGCACCUGGUGUACCCCAGAGAUACAUAAAGCGAUCGAAAAAGGAUACCGACUCGUCCGAAUUCAUGAAGUAUGGGACUUCCCGCAGCGUCGAAAAGGUCUGUUCCAGCCGUACGUGGACACCUGGUUAAAAAUUAAGCAAGAGAGCGGUGGCUACCCAAACUGGGUGCGGACCGAUACUCAAAAAGAAAAAUACAUUCAUUGCUAUGAAGAAAAAGAAGGUAUCCGACUCGACCCUACCAAGAUCGUCAAGAACCCCGGAAGAAAAGCCACGGCUAAACUCAUGCUUAACUCCUUCUGGGGGAAAUUUGGCCAACAAAACAAUAAAUCGAAGACCAAACAAUGCACGCAACCCUACGAACUCCUAGAUCUGCUUGACGACCCUCUCUUCACCGUGACAGACAUCCGUAUUCUUAAUUCCGAAGUAAUAGAAGUAUCAUACAAACGCGAUGAAGAAGAUCCUUACAAAGGGAGCAAUACUAAUAUUUUCAUCGCAGCAUUUACCACCUGUUUGGCCCGCCUUAAAUUGUACGAAUCGUUGGAGAAGUUGGGUGACCGAGUCUUAUAUUACGAUACAGACUCGGUCAUAUAUACAUGGAAACCGGGGCAGACAGAAAUCGAGCUUGGCGACUACCUCGGCGACAUGACCAACGAGCUUGACAAUGGCGACUUUAUUGUAGAAUUCAUCUCCGCAGGUGCGAAGAACUAUGGGUAUCAAACAAAGAAUGGUAAAGUGGUGUGCAAAGUAAAGGGAUUCUCGCUGAAUGUACGUGGUGCCAAACAGCUAAAUUACGACAUCAUCCGCCAAAAUAUUUUGGAUGAGGUUCUUCACCCGUUAGAUGAACAAAGAAAAACGCUGGUAGUCAACCCGACCCACUUUGUCAGAAACCCCACUUUGAAAAAAAUCAAGACUGAGACUCAGACUAAGUCGUAUCAACUCGUGUUCGACAAGCGAGUUUUAGAUCAUUCGCACGGUUUUAAGUCUUAUCCUUACGGAUAUUCGCGACUGGAUGCACAAGAUUUGGAGAACAUGGACUUGUUGCUUUUAUAA